GAGCUGAUAUUAGUGGUUCUCUUGCUGCUACUCCUGAUCGCCAUCAUCAACUACGACAUGGAGGUUGGAUACAGGUUGUGCUACCAUGGCGACUUUCAGGUGGCUAAAGAUCGUAAAACAAUUUUGAAAGAGAAGGAGCAAGCCGAUUGGUUGUUGCACAUCAUUGUACCUGAACAUGUGGCUGAACAGUUGAAGCACAACAAACAUUACUGCGAGAACCACAAGGACGUUGGCGUCAUAUUCGCCAAGAUAUCGAACUUUGAAGAUUUUUAUGAUGAGUCCUACGAAGGAGGCAAAGAAUAUUUGCGCGUGUUGAAUGAGAUGAUGGGAGACUUCGAAGAGUUGUUCGAUCUCCCACAGUACAAAGAUGUUGAGAAGAUCAAAACCAUCGGCAGCUGUCUCAUGGCUGCUUCUGGACUCAACCCGAGAACGCGCAAACAGAACAAAGACCCAGACGCCCACCUGUACGCACUGAUCGACUUUGCAAUGGCCAUCAUAAAAAAGGUGGAAGCGUUCAAUCGCGACAUCUUUAACUUCAACUUCGAGAUGAAGAUCGGCUUCAACUGUGGCGAGGUGACGGCGGGAGUCAUCGGCACUGAGAAGUUGCUGUACGACAUCUGGGGUGAUACCGUCAAUAUUGCCAGUCGUAUGUACUCCACUGGCGAACAUGAUAAGAUACAGGUAACUGAAGAAAUUGCAAACCGAUUGUCCUCCAAGUUUGACUUUGAGUUCAGAGGUCAGACGUACGUCAAGGGCAAAGGUGACAUGAAUACCUACCUUCUGGUUGAUAAGAAGAAGGGGGCGACGUGGGGCUAGGUCGUCUCACGGGUGCGAUUGUUUAAUGCAAAGAGAAUGAUUGGUACUCACUCAAGAUGUAUCACUUAAUUACGAUUUGACUGUGUAUAUCAUUUUUUAUCUUUUGUCCGUUAAUUUAUGUACUUGUCUAUUCAUUUGACAUUUCUUUCAUUUGUGAAAAAUAAGCUAUAAUAAGAGAUAAAUUAUUAUUGUCACUAUGUUUAGUUAUUUAUUUAUUCAUUCAUUUAUUUAUUUGUUUAUUUAUUUAAUUACCCAUUAAUUUAUUUGUUUUUAUAAAUUUGUAUUUUCACACAUAUUAUAAUACACGAACAGUUAAAUGAACGUAACGAAUGAAAAAAUAGAUGAAUAGAACACACACACACACACGCAUACACGCACGCACGCACACAUACACGCACAAUAAAUAUAU
Messenger RNA from Helobdella robusta, 1225 nucleotides. RefSeq lists its product as hypothetical. The record is from RefSeq and is a predicted model, not a curated record. Gene Ontology annotation, molecular function: adenylate cyclase activity. Gene Ontology annotation, biological process: adenylate cyclase-activating G protein-coupled receptor signaling pathway; cyclic nucleotide biosynthetic process; intracellular signal transduction. The coding region runs from base 58 to 816 and encodes 252 amino acids. The transcript has 5 exons. Lineage: Eukaryota; Metazoa; Annelida; Clitellata; Rhynchobdellida; Glossiphoniidae.